GCUUGGUAACUACAUAACUUCCAGCAUUUGCAUUUAAUAUUGCUAGUUCACGUUAAUAAUUAAAGUAAUAGUUGACAAUCGUACUUACACAAUAUGGGUUCUUGGAUGCGAAUGCAGAAAGUGGCAUCAGUGGCAGUAGCUGCCGCUGGCGGAGCUGCUAGUUUUUGGUUUGCUCAAAAGACCUUGGAUGAACGGAAAGUGUUGAACUCUUGGACCACCAGUUUUGAGCCCUCGUCGUGUGCUAAGUGGGAUUUCAACUGGGAUCACCGCGAUCCGAAGAGUUUGGUCCAACCGCUGGCUGACUCGUCGGAUCCCACUGUGCAAAAUCGUUACAAUGAAAAGCUGGACAAGAAGAGGUCCAGGGUAGUGCGGCACUUGAUAUUGGUUCGGCACGGUCAGUAUAAUAUGGACGGUCGAUCCGACCUCGAGCGGUAUCUGACUGAAAAAGGUCAAAAGCAGGCCGCCAUCAGUGGAGAGCGCCUCAAGGAGCUGGACAUAAACUUUGACAAAAUUGUCCGUUCAACAAUGACCCGUGCUCAGGAGACGGCAAAAAUAAUGUCAAUUUCACUGCCAGAGCUGAAGUUGUACGACGAUGCCCUGCUGGAGGAGGGAGCUCCAAUUCCGCCGGAACCACCAGUCGGUCAUUGGCGACCGGAAAUUUCGCAGUUCUUCGAAGAUGGAGCUCGCAUUGAAGCCGCUUUCAGAAAGUAUUUCCACCGUGCUGAACCGGAUCAAAAACAGGACAGUUACACCUUGAUUGUGUGCCACGCCAAUGUGAUUCGGUACUUCGUUUGUCGGGCACUACAGCUUCCUCCGGAGGCUUGGCUUAGGAUUUCACUUGGCCAUGCUUCGCUUACAUGGAUCUCGAUCAUGGACGACGGCAGAGUAACGCUGCGUACACUGGGAGAGACUGGCCAUAUGCCUCGGGAACUGCUGAGCAGGUAAGUGCUGUGGCCAGCUUUUUGUUUUCGUAAGACUUACAACGAGUUGAGACUAAUGAGUAUGCAUAAAGUUAAUUUGGUGACAUGAUCUCAAUGGUUAUAUAGAUCUGCUCAUAAGUUUAGGUAUUCACUACAUAUUAUGGCGCUGCAUAGUGU
Ochlerotatus camptorhynchus is the source of this 1097-nucleotide messenger RNA. It is a transcript of the gene Pgam5, whose product is annotated as Phosphoglycerate mutase 5. Bases 94 to 945 code for a protein of 283 amino acids. The transcript is spliced from 3 exons. Gene Ontology annotation, biological process: peptidyl-threonine dephosphorylation; positive regulation of mitochondrial fission. The record is from RefSeq and is a predicted model, not a curated record. Gene Ontology annotation, molecular function: protein serine/threonine phosphatase activity. NCBI's taxonomy places the organism in Eukaryota, Metazoa, Arthropoda, Insecta, Diptera, Culicidae. Gene Ontology annotation, cellular component: mitochondrion.